Molecule: messenger RNA, 1025 nt
Organism: Macadamia integrifolia
Lineage: Eukaryota; Viridiplantae; Streptophyta; Magnoliopsida; Proteales; Proteaceae
Product: trigger factor
Exons: 7
Coding region: 175-768 (197 amino acids)
Biological process (GO): protein unfolding; protein transport; 'de novo' cotranslational protein folding
Molecular function (GO): protein folding chaperone; ribosome binding; peptidyl-prolyl cis-trans isomerase activity
Source: RefSeq, a predicted model, not a curated record
GGCACGCACUAGCGCAUGGUUUGCUGGUAGCGUUCUCUAUUCUAUAUCUACGAUUUUUCUUUGUUUUUUGCGUACGAUAAGGGGCAUUACGGUAAGAAGAUGAAAAAACUGAACAAUUAAUCGGCAAGGUGUAGAAUUUGGAAAACUCUCUCUCUCUCUCUCAAGUCUCGAGAGAUGGAGUUGGCCGUUAAGAGCCUUUCCUUCAGUUGCCUAAGCCCUAAGGUACGAAAGGCUAUGAACAGAAUGGCAGUUUCUCCUCACUGGCUAUCUUUGUAUUCACAUUACAGGGCAAGUUGCAGAUUUUCUGCCCCCGCUUGUGCUGUCUCUGCAGGUUUAGAAAAUGUUAGAGUUUCCGCUUCUCCUUCUGAAGACUUCUCUAUUACAACUACUACUACCUCUACGGCUAUGGAGCUAAAGAUUAAAGUUGAUGUAUAUGGAGCCAAAACACAAGCUAUAUUUGAUGAUGUUUUCUCUGAGAUGGUCUCUGCGGCACAGCCUAUUCCUGGCUUCCGAAGAGUAAAAGGAGGAAAAACUCCCAAUAUUCCCAAAGAUGUCCUCCUUCACAUACUCGGACAUUCGAAAGUAUACAUGGAAGUAAUUAAAAAAAUAAUCAACUCGACUGUUGCUGAUUAUGUAGAAAAGGAAGGUUUGAAAGUCACAAGUGAUUUGAGAGUUCAUCAGAGCUUUGAAGAACUAGAAUCUACAUUUGAACCUGGUGAAACAUUCAGCCUUGAUGCUGUAAUUCAGCUUCAAGGGGAAAAUGUAUAACGCCCGUAAUGUUGAGUAUUCAUCUCAUCACAUUCUCUCAUUUUGAAUUACAUUACUCCAUCCAGGAAUUUCAUAUGUUUUUCAGCAAAGUAAAAUUGUGACAGAUGAGACCACCUGAUGCAGUGAAUCCUCGAUGCUUGUAGCCUCUUGACUCUCCAUUAUGUUGGUUGAUCUCAUAAUUUUAUAUUUGAUGUUUUCGAACUAGGAAGGUUUGUGACUGGAAGGGGUUCCAAAUUUCAAUUUAGAUGACUUGUUCA